This is a messenger RNA of Hippocampus zosterae (dwarf seahorse), 1443 nucleotides long. RefSeq lists its product as uncharacterized. Gene Ontology annotation, cellular component: nucleolus. Gene Ontology annotation, molecular function: protein binding. Gene Ontology annotation, biological process: ribosomal large subunit assembly. NCBI's taxonomy places the organism in Eukaryota, Metazoa, Chordata, Actinopteri, Syngnathiformes, Syngnathidae. The record is from RefSeq and is a predicted model, not a curated record. The coding region runs from base 1 to 1443 and encodes 480 amino acids. The transcript is spliced from 2 exons.
AUGACCAAGCAGCCCGUCCAUCUUUUAAAGAAAAAGGGGAAGUCCGCGGUCAAGGUGACCCCCAAGCCUGCCAAGCCGGCGCCUCUCGCCAGCUCGCCCGAGCAGAAGGUCCUGUUGAAGUUCGUGAGUGCCACCGGGGAGGAGGCCGAAGCCCUGAAGCUGGCGCUGUUGAACGAGCAAGGCGAAGCCGAAGGGCAUUACCAGUUUUUCUACAGGACUAAGGAGAUCAAGACACAACUCAGCACAUUCCUGACUUCCAUCGGGGAACAGCCUUCGGAAGUCGCUCUCAAGGUCGUCUACCACCCCAUCGCCAACUUCCGGGUGCGGCCCAUCACCCGCUCCUCCUGUUCCCUGAUGGGGCACACCGACUCCGUGGUGGCAGUGGCCUUUUCGCCCGAUGGACGGUUGCUGGCCACAGGCUCGGGUGACGCGACAGUCCGCAUCUGGGAUAUGAACACACACUCACCCCUCGCCACUCUGGAGAAGCACAACAACUGGGUGCUGGUGGUUGCCUUCCGAAGUGACAUGGAGUACCUGGCGACUGCUGACGCGAACGGAGUGGUCUUCUGCUGGGACCGAGACGGCCUAUCGACUGCCAAGGUACAGGCCCACAAAGGCCCGGUCAUGGCACUAGCUUGGGAGCCUUUACACUUGGCCGAGCAGCCUUUGCUGGCCUCAGCGGGGAAGGAUGGCUCCAUCAAAAUAAUGAUCUUCCCGCUCGGCAACACCGUGCUAACCUUCCAGGCGCACCAAAAGCCGAUCACGAAGUUGCUCUGGAGUGGAGAGGACCGGCUGUAUAGCUGUUCCGAGGAUCAGACAAUCCGGGCCUGGAGCCGGGGCGGUAAACUCCAGCUGGAGUUCAACAAGCACGCUCACUGGGUCAACGCGAUCUCCCUUUCGACAGAGCACCUGUUGCGGGGCGGGGGCUUCGAUCACAGUCACACGGCCUUUACGGACAGGAAAAGCAUGCGGGAGCGGGCAAUCGAGCUAUACAAGGGUCGGUCUCUGCCGGAGCGACUGGUUUCCGCAAGCGACGACCACACUCUGCAACUGUUCAGGACUGACAGCAGCAAGCCUCUGGCGCGACUAGUGGGUCACCAGCAGCCGGUGAACCACGUACAGUUUUCUCCGAAUGGGCAGUUCAUAAUAUCUUGCUCCUUCGACAAGUCCCUGCGGUUAUGGGACGGACACUCAGGUGAGUUCAUGGCUACUCUGCGGGGCCACGUGGGGGCCAUCUACAUGGUCAGCUGGAGUGCCGACUCGCGGUACGUCGUCUCCGGCAGCAAGGACUCCACCAUGAAGGUCUGGGACAUCCGCACGCGCAAACUCAUGUUCGACCUGCCGGGACACGCCGACGAGGUCUACGCUCUCGACUGGAGCAGGGACGGCAUGAGGGUGGCCUCGGGAGGCAAGGAUCGGCAGGUCAAGAUCUGGAGCAAUUGA